UUAAUCUACUUAUUUUAUCCAUAAUUUACCAUAUUAAAAUAAAGUUAAAAUGAUUCUUGUGAGAAGGCAUAAUUUAAAAACCUUUCCAAGUAUUCUCUCCAUCGUUAGAAAGAUGUCGACUACCUUUCCUCCUGAAGAUGUUAUAUUUGAAAUUCAAAAUAAAUGUGGAGUAAUAACAUUGAAUAAACCGAAAGCCCUGAAUUCUAUAAACAUGAAAAUGACUCAAUCUAUAAAUGCUCACCUGAAGAAAUGGGAAGACCAGGUAUCAAUGGUUAUUAUUAGAGGCGUAGGGAAAGCUUUUUGUGCUGGAGGGGAUAUUAAGGAAUCUGUUGAAAAAGGUCCUAAAAAUUCUCAGGGUGCAAAAGAAUUUUUCAAAUUGGAUUACACCAAUGAUUACAUAAUAGCCAAUUAUAAGCAUCCUUAUAUUGCAAUUAUGGACGGGUACACUAUGGGAAGUGGCGUAGGACUAAGUAUCAAUGGAAGGUACCAAGUUGCCACAGAAAAGACAUUACUGGCAAUGCCAGAGACUGCAAUUGGCUUAUUUCCUGAUGUUGGAGCGUCAUACUUCCUGCCCCGACUGCCAGGAAAUAUGGGUAUGUUCAUUGCAUUGACAGGUAGUCGCCUGAAAGGUGCCGACUGUGUCAGGGUGGGGCUAGCUUCCCAUUAUUGCAAUAGCGAAAACAUUCCGAGUCUUGUUGAGCGUUUGAUAGCAACAGGAGGCAAUGUAAAGGCAAUCGAAUCUACUCUUAGUGAAGUAUGCACGAACAUGAAAGAGUUGCCCUUUGGUCUGGCUGAUAAACAGCAAAUUGUGAAUAAAAUUUUUGGGCUAUCUUCUGUUGAGGAUAUUCUUGAUGCAUUAGAGAAAGAAGGUUCAGCCUGGUCCACGGAAGUUCUCGAGACCAUGAAAAAGAUGUCACCACUAUCCCUGAAAGUUACGCACAGAGAAAUGACACUAGGAAAAACAUUAAGUUUAAAAGAGUGCCUGCAAAUGGAGUAUCGGCUGUGUCAUAGAGCAUUAGAAGCUAACUUUUCUAAUGAUUUUUAUGAAGGUGUCCGAGCACUUCUGAUUGAUAAAGAUAGGAACCCGAAAUGGAAUCCUGCUGAGCUCAAAGAUAUCCCUUCAUCCAUGGUGGACCAGUAUUUUACUCAAUUGCCACCAGGGGAAGAAAUGAUCUUAUAAUUAUAAUAUUAAAAUAAAUAUGUUAGACAUAUAUACGUUAUGUACAUAGAAACAUCAAGAGUUAUUUUUAUAUUUAUUGUACGUUAUUAAUAAACACCAUUACCAAGUCUA
Molecule: messenger RNA, 1291 nt
Organism: Nezara viridula (southern green stink bug)
Lineage: Eukaryota; Metazoa; Arthropoda; Insecta; Hemiptera; Pentatomidae
Source: the annotation of a GenBank genome assembly